Molecule: messenger RNA, 1824 nt
Organism: Prorocentrum cordatum
Lineage: Eukaryota; Dinophyceae; Prorocentrales; Prorocentraceae
Source: the annotation of a GenBank genome assembly
AUGGCGCCUCGGCCCGCCGCCGUGCCGCUGCUUGCGCUGGCGUCCAGCGAGGCGCAGUUCCUCCUCCGGGCCUUGCGCGGCCAUGCGGACAUUCAGGCUGGCGAGGAGGAGCGGCAGGGUGCGCUGUUGGUCGGCUCCGCGGUGAACGUCCCCUCGCUCAAGGUGGCAACGUCGAACGUCUUGAAAGUGGCGACAAAGGGGAAGGCUCCCUGCGACCCGACGGAAAUGCCAGAGUGGGCGAAGGAUGCGUGCGACAAAAACACGCACGUGCGGGUGGCGCUCGUGAGAGGCAUUUCUUGCCAUGAAGCAGAGGAGACGAAGGCGGACGAGCUCCUGGCUGUCGUGGCGAAGGUGGCGGCCGACCCCGAGGCGGAGGUGCGUGCGGCGGUGGCCUUUGGAUGGAGUCUCAGACACGCCCUGGCGAAGGACUCCAAGAAGGAGGUCCGCGUGGCGGUGGCUGGAGGGCGAGCGCUGCAGGCGGCCUUUGCAUACAAGCCAACCGAGUCCUGGGCGGUGCUGGCGAACCUGUCGGACGACGCCGAUAAUGGCCAGGCGGUGUUGGAGGUCCGCGAGGCGGCCAUCAAGGCCCGCGUGGAACUGGCGCCCGGAAAUUACAUUUUUUUGGCCGACGAGAAUGAGGAGGGCCUGCCCUUCAUGACGAAGCUGGCGUCUGACCCCCUGAAGGAGGUCCGUUCAGCGUUGGUGGCAGGACCUGGUCUGCUCAAGGCCCUCAAGGGGAAGCCCAACGAGGCCGUUGCCAUUCUUAGGAAACUGGCGGCCGACGCGAAUGUGUGGGUUCGUGAGAAGGCGGCAGGAAGGCCUCUAGAGCGUGCCCUCAACCAGAGGUUCGACGAGUUGGUGCCCCUGCUCAAGCAGCUUCUGCGCGACGGCACCUGGCCCGCGCGCACCGCGGCCGCCGGCGGCCCGCUUUGCAAGUUCGCCCGGGAGAUGUCGAUCGAGAAGGCGAAGGACCUCGUCGAAGAGAUAAGAAGUUACCAAAAUGAAGACACAAGCGAUGCAACUAACUGUGCUGCAGCGACGCUCGCCGCCAAAGCAGAGAAGGCCGAAGCCGAGCUGCAAGCGGAGAUCGCCAAGAACGAGACGGCCAAGGCAGCGGCUGCACAGGCCGAGGCGGAGGAGCAGGCUCGCAUCGCCAAGGAGGAGCACAGGAAGGCAAUGGCUGCGGAGGAACACGCCAACUUGCUGGCGAAGCUCGCGGAGGACGAGAAGGGAAAGGCAGCUGAUGCACAGGCUGAGGCCAAGCUGCAGGCGGAGAUCGCCAAGAACGAGACGGCCAAGGCAGUGGCUGCCCGGGCCGAGGCCGCGGCGAUCGCCAAGAACGAGACGGCCAAGGCAGUUGCUGCGCAGGCUGAGGCCGAGGCGCAGGCGGAGGUCGCCAAGAACGAGAUGGAGAGGAACAGGAGGCUCCACUUCAUGCUCGUGCUCUUAUGCGCGGUGUCCCUGGCGAGCGUCGUGAUGGCUUGGCACGGCCAGCGGUUGAGAGCCAGGUGCAGAUUGCGGAGGCGAGCCGCACGCAUAGAACGACAGCUCCAGAGUGCCAAAGCAAAGAGCAGUCCAACAUCGCACGACUUCUACUUUGUAGACGCAGCGAAGAUCCGAGCGUUCACGGGCGUGAAGCUGCCUCACUGCCACGAGCUGAGGUCCGAGGGCUGGCUCUCCACCACGAAGUGGUCGAUGGGAAGGGCCAUCCGCGGUGCGUAUGAGAACUACAUCGUGAUCUCGCACCGGUGGCAUACGCCUGGCGACCCGGACACCAAAGGACAGAAGCUGAAGGUCUUGCAGAAGUACCUCAGGAACACCUAG